AGCAGCUGCAGGUUCCAUUUCUGUUUUGGCCCUUUCUGUUGUUUUUGUCCCCACCAACCACUUUCUCCUCACAUUCACCCUUUUAAGCCUUGCAUACCUCUUCCCCAACUCUUUACUCUAUUUCCAUCCCCUUUUCCUUUCCCAAACUCAAGCACACAUUUAUUGAAGUUCUACUAUUCUGAACUAGAUUGAUUACCAUAUCAUCAUUAAUUAUGGCUUCCUUUGUGUCCUUCAUGGCAAUGUUCAUGAUUUUCAUGGCUUAUUCUUCUUCUUCAUUAGCUACAAAGAUUUCCUCAAUCUCUGCAGCACCUGCAGUUUUACCAGGUACUCCAGCUCCACUAUCUUCAUCUCCGGCUUUAUCCCCAGAUAUUUCUCCUUUGUUUCCCUCACCUUCUGGUGUGCCACUUUCUCCAAGUGAGUCAUCACUGCCCACAAUCCCAUCAAGCCCCAGUCCCCCAAACCCUGAAGCUACUGUUGCUGCUCCUGAACCAGAAUUGGGGUUUUCACCAUCUGGGGCUCCUAUGCCCACUUCUCAUUCAGUUUCUGUUACUUCAUUAACUCUGCCUCUACAUGGAUUAUUCAUUCUUGGGUUGGUGGUUUUCUGUAUAUUGCAGGUUUCUGGUGUUUGAGAGAUUGAUGUAAUCUUGGUUGAACUGGAAAAGCUUCAAUUAUUAUGUAAUAGUGGUUCACUUUAUGUCUGUAAACUAUUUUGGUAGUAUAUAGAAUGCUUUAGUGUGAUCUUUAGGGUAAAUGCAGUGUGUGUCAUUCUUAAGAAUUGUGAUAGGAUAUUGUAUCCAACAGAAUUCAGAAAAAUAAAAGCUGUACCUUCAGUCUUUUAAUUUGUUGUUCUC
Molecule: messenger RNA, 851 nt
Organism: Fragaria vesca subsp. vesca
Lineage: Eukaryota; Viridiplantae; Streptophyta; Magnoliopsida; Rosales; Rosaceae
Product: classical arabinogalactan protein 26-like
Exons: 1
Coding region: 213-629 (138 amino acids)
Source: RefSeq, a predicted model, not a curated record